Messenger RNA from Jaminaea rosea, 718 nucleotides. RefSeq lists its product as hypothetical. NCBI's taxonomy places the organism in Eukaryota, Fungi, Basidiomycota, Exobasidiomycetes, Microstromatales. The record is from RefSeq and is a predicted model, not a curated record. The transcript has a single exon. The coding region runs from base 229 to 705 and encodes 158 amino acids.
UUCUAUGACGCGUUCUCUGCGACGUCUUUGAGUCACCAGUCACGUGUCUUCACACUUUUUCCGCCCAAUGAAUGCGGGCGACAAUGACACGUGGGACAGCAGAUCGGCCCCGGGAAAAGGCCUGGGUUGAAACGUAGCAUUUGAACUCGCUUUGCGCUUGUCUAUUUCCCACGAGAACUGCUUUCGUCGUCCCUGACACUACCAUCAUUUCUCACAAGGCUUACGAGCAUGGCGUUGCCACCGAAACCACCAACAGCCAACUUCCAUAUUGACACGCAGCUGCUCGCGCGUGUCAAUGAGGCGAGAUUCAAGCUCGCCGUCGACAGGGAGGCCGAGGACUCAGCGGAAAGCCAAUAUAAAGGCAGCAAACGAUUUGCUGUGUACGGUUCUCUUGGUCCGGGAUGUCCGAACCAUUCGAAAAUCUCACACCUGCAGGGCCGCUGGUACCACAACUCCUACGUGACUGGCGAGCUGCUGCAACAAGGUUGGGGCGCUGACAUUGGUUACCCCGGCCUGCAAUGGUCCUUGGAUGGCCCAUCGCACCCUGUUCAAGUCUUGGAAAGCCCGCUUCUCAAUGACAAGGAGUGGUGCCUCCUAGACAGAUUCGAAGGAGCAGGAUACGUGCGGAUUCUUGCACCAAUAGUCACUGCGGAGGAAUCCAUCGUUGCCAACAUCUACGUAGUGGCCAGAGCAUCAGGUGCCUAGCGCGGCCGGAGAA